CUCGAGCACGAUGGAGGACGAGGAGGGCUACACGGCAUUCAACCUGCGGCCCAAGCAGGGCGGCUCGGGUGGCCCAUCCCCAGCUAGGAAUCAAGAUUCCCAUCAGUGUCCUGGCUGGCUUCAGGUCACUCUAGGGGCUGGGAAUCUCGUCCUGGCAGCGGCUGUGCUAUUGCUGGUGGUUUGUGUUUCCCACUUGGUGUCUGAGAAGGGAAAGACCCCGACAGCCCCUGAUUGCGAAGGAGCUGGGAGCAGAGAGACACCAACACCCCCUGGGAGCGACGGAGCUGGGAGCAGAGAGACACCGACACCCCCUGGGAGCGAUGGUGCCAGGAGCAGAGAUACAGCGACACCCCCUGGGAGCGAUGGAGCCGGGAGCAGAGAUACAGCGACACCCCCUGGGAGCGAUGGAGCCGGGAGCAGAGACCCCAGCACAGCAGAAUGCAGUGCCCGCCUGGAGCGUUUCCAAUCCCAGCUGUGCCCCCCGGCCCAGCCCGGCCCAGCAGGGGGGUCUGGGUGCAAACUCUGCCCCACAGACUGGCAGCUGCGUGGGGACAAGUGCUACUGGGUCUCCAGAGGACGUAAAACGUGGAGCGAGAGCCGCACUGACUGCUCAGCGAGGGGCUCCCAGCUGCUGGUGAUCCAGGACCCCGAGGAGCUGUUGUUGACAAGCUGGAUUCCCAAGAGAAGAGCCCGAUGGCACGUCUGGUCACCGGCUGCCUGUCACACACUCACUGUAGGAGUUCAUAAAGGACCUGACAAAACAUUCACAUCUGUUCUGGGUCGGACUGUCUGUCCCCUCCCCGGAGAAGGCCUGGACCUGGCUGGACGGCUCCCGGCUGGAUCAGACCCAGUUUCUGGUGUCAGACCCGGUUGAGAACAGCUGUGGGGCGGUGUGGGGGAAAUGGAUUCAUUCUGAUGCCUGCAGCUCUGGACUUCACUGGAUUUGUCGGA
This is a messenger RNA of Chelonoidis abingdonii (Abingdon island giant tortoise), 951 nucleotides long. NCBI's taxonomy places the organism in Eukaryota, Metazoa, Chordata, Testudines, Testudinidae. The record is from RefSeq and is a predicted model, not a curated record.